Messenger RNA from Nycticebus coucang (slow loris), 4519 nucleotides. It is a transcript of the gene FZD3, whose product is annotated as frizzled class receptor 3. The coding region runs from base 528 to 2528 and encodes 666 amino acids. The transcript has 8 exons. NCBI's taxonomy places the organism in Eukaryota, Metazoa, Chordata, Mammalia, Primates, Lorisidae. The record is from RefSeq and is a predicted model, not a curated record. Gene Ontology annotation, biological process: non-canonical Wnt signaling pathway; canonical Wnt signaling pathway. Gene Ontology annotation, cellular component: plasma membrane. Gene Ontology annotation, molecular function: Wnt receptor activity; Wnt-protein binding.
CUGGCGCUCGCGCAAGCUCGCGGUCGCUCCGGGGCGCGCGCUGGCGGUCCUCGGCCGCUCCGGGCACCUGAGGGACGCGCGGCCGCCCCGGGCCGGCGUUGCAGCCAUCCCUGGAGCCGGGCGCGAGGUCUGAGACAGAUACUAAUAUUGCUGUGUGGAGAAGUGAAUGUUUCUCUUUUCCUACAGAUAUUUCGGUCAAAGGAAGAAAUAGCUCUUCUCCUAAGAUGGAAUCUGUUGUUUGGGAAUGUGGUUGAUCAACUUGAUGUGUUGGCCAGAUGUGCCCUAUGUAAUAAAAUGAAAAGAAGAAACAAGAUGAUGUCAUUUUCCCGUAUUGUGAAACCAAGAACAGAUGCCUUUUGUGAGACCAAGCUAACGAACCUCUGACAGUGCAGAGUAUUUAUCCGAAGAACUUAAUAGUAAGAUAUAGAAGAAGUACUUCCAAGCCAAGACCUGCAGGUGUGUAAAGAUCUAAAAUCCAAAUAUUGAGUAGGCCCUCAUCAUCCGAAUCUCACUCAGAUCCAGGAAGGAUGGCUAUGAGUUGGAUCAUCUUCUAUCUUUGGCUCUUGACUGUGUUUGUGGGGCAUAUAGGUGGGCACAGUUUGUUUUCUUGUGAACCUAUUACCUUGAGGAUGUGCCAAGAUUUGCCUUAUAAUACUACCUUCAUGCCUAAUCUUCUGAAUCAUUAUGACCAACAGACAGCAGCUUUAGCAAUGGAGCCAUUCCACCCUAUGGUGAAUCUGGAUUGUUCUCGAGAUUUCCGGCCAUUUCUCUGUGCACUCUAUGCUCCGAUUUGUAUGGAGUAUGGACGUGUCACACUUCCCUGUCGUAGGCUGUGUCAGCGGGCUUACAGCGAGUGUUCAAAGCUCAUGGAGAUGUUUGGUGUUCCUUGGCCUGAAGAUAUGGAAUGCAGUAGGUUCCCAGAUUGUGAUGAGCCGUAUCCUCGACUUGUGGAUCUGAACUUAGCCGGAGAUCCGACUGAAGGAGCCCCGGUGGCAGUACAGAGGGACUAUGGUUUUUGGUGUCCCCGAGAGUUGAAAAUAGAUCCUGAUCUUGGUUAUUCCUUUUUGCACGUGCGUGAUUGUUCACCUCCUUGCCCAAAUAUGUACUUCAGGAGAGAAGAACUGUCAUUUGCUCGCUAUUUCAUAGGAUUGAUUUCAAUCAUUUGCCUCUCUGCCACGUUGUUUACUUUUUUAACUUUUUUGAUUGAUGUCACAAGAUUCCGUUAUCCUGAGAGGCCUAUUAUAUUUUAUGCAGUCUGCUACAUGAUGGUAUCAUUAAUUUUCUUCAUUGGGUUUUUGCUUGAGGAUCGAGUAGCCUGCAAUGCAUCUAGCCCUGCACAGUAUAAGGCUUCCACAGUGACACAAGGAUCUCAUAAUAAAGCCUGCACCAUGCUUUUUAUGGUACUGUAUUUUUUUACUAUGGCUGGCAGUGUAUGGUGGGUAAUUCUUACCAUCACAUGGUUCUUAGCGGCCGUGCCAAAGUGGGGUAGUGAAGCUAUUGAGAAGAAAGCAUUGCUUUUUCACGCCAGUGCAUGGGGCAUCCCCGGAACUCUAACUAUCAUCCUUUUGGCGAUGAAUAAAAUUGAAGGUGACAAUAUUAGUGGCGUGUGUUUUGUUGGGCUCUACGAUGUUGAUGCAUUGAGAUAUUUUGUUCUUGCUCCCCUCUGCCUGUAUGUGGUAGUUGGGGUUUCUCUCCUCUUAGCUGGCAUUAUAUCACUAAACAGAGUUCGAAUUGAGAUUCCAUUAGAAAAGGAGAACCAAGAUAAAUUAGUGAAGUUUAUGAUCCGGAUUGGUGUUUUCAGCAUUCUUUAUCUCGUACCACUCUUGGUUGUAAUUGGAUGCUACUUCUAUGAGCAAGCUUACCGCGGCAUCUGGGAAACAACAUGGAUACAAGAGCGCUGCAGAGAGUAUCACAUUCCAUGCCCGUAUCAGGUUACUCAAAUGAGUCGUCCAGACCUGAUUCUCUUUCUGAUGAAAUACCUGAUGGCUCUCAUUGUUGGUAUUCCUUCCAUUUUUUGGGUUGGAAGCAAAAAGACAUGCUUUGAAUGGGCUAGUUUUUUUCAUGGUCGUAGGAAGAAAGAAAUAGUAAAUGAGAGCCGACAAGUACUCCAGGAGCCAGAUUUUGCUCAGUCUCUUCUGAGGGAUCCAAACACUCCUAUUAUAAGAAAAUCAAGAGGGACUUCCACUCAAGGGACAUCCACACAUGCUUCCUCAACUCAGCUGGCCAUGGUGGAUGAUCAGAGAAGCAAAGCCGGGAGUGUUCACAGCAAAGUGAGCAGCCACCACGGCAGCCUCCACAGAUCACGCGAUGGCAGGUACACACCCUGCAGUUACAGAGGAAUGGAGGAGAGACUACCUCAUGGCAGUAUGUCACGACUCACGGAUCACUCCAGGCAUAGUAGUUCUCAUCGCCUCAACGAGCAGUCACGACAUAGUAGCAUCAGAGAUCUCAGUAGCAAUCCCAUGACUCACAUCACACAUGGCACCAGCAUGAAUCGUGUUAUUGAAGAAGAUGGAACCAGUGCUUAAUUUGUCUUGUCUAAGGUGGAAAAAUUGUGCUGUUUAAAAAGAUUUUAUCCUUUGCCUUUGCAUGACUGAGAGCUGUGACUUGCCGUUACGCUUUCAGUCAGAUACAGAUUGUGUCCAUUAGAAAGGUAAAUUUUUGCUAUUUAUAUUGCUUUAAAUUUGGAACAUUAAGGCAUCCAAAACACUUAGAAUUAUAUCCUCACAAAAGUAAUUCUUCUUGCUAGGUUAUAAAGAGAUAAUUAUUUGUCUGGUAAGCAUUUUUAUAAACCCACUUAUUUUAUAUUUAGAAAAGUCCUUAAUGUGUGGUGACUGCUUUGUAGUGAACUUUCAUAUAAUAUGAACUAGUUGUGAGAUAUCAUUCUGGUAGCUCAGUUAAUAAAACAAUUUCAGACUUAAAUUUUCUAUGCAAGGUGUAUUUCUCAGAUGAAUAUUAGGACUUUGUAGUUUUAUUUCCACUAAAUAAAAAAAAGACCUGUGUUUUUAAACUGUAGGAGAAUUUGAUAAAUCAGCAAGGGUAUUUUAGCUAGUAGAAUAUAAGUGCAACAGAAGAAUCAGGUUAUUCUAUAGAAGGUUCUCAAAAUUGUAUCAAAAUAAUAUUCAGGAUUUGGAUUGGCAAUGGAAUAAAAGCAGAAAUGGGCAUUUUUCCCCUAUAAUUGUAAUGUUUUUAUAACUUUUGUAAAUAUUACUUUUACUGGCUGUGUUUUUGUAACUUAUCCAUAUGCAUGAUGGAAACAUUUAAUUUGUAGCCAUCUUUUCCCUUGUAGUAGUAUUGAUUCAUAGAGAACUUUAUAUUCAGAUUUGCUCCAUAGAGGCAUGUAAUAAGUAUCACACAUUAUAAGGUUUUUUGUGGUAACCACAAUUACAAAAUGGCAAAAUAUUUUCUCUGUAUUCAUUGUUGUAUUUUUCUACAGUGAGAUACGAUCUUGCCAAAGCCACCAGACCUUGGUAUCCAGGCCCCUCCUAUAGUGAGUUGAUUGUCUGCACUUGUAUUGCCCAGUAGCCAAGUAAGCUACAGCUUUUACUCUACAACCUUAUUUCAGAUUUUGGAUCAUUCUUGUUUACAGCUGAAAUAUAUAUAUAACCUAAGUCAAAAGUGGUGAUUAAUUUGGAUAUCUGAAAACCAUUGUGGCUAAAUGAAGCAUGAUUAGUCUUAACUAUGAGUAUCUUUUAAUCUUAAAAAUAUCAAGUAAAAUACGUUUGACAUUUUAUCUUGUAAUGUUCAAAUACUUUACAAUAUAGACUGUGAACCUUGUUAGGCAUGAAAUUGAUCAAAGCGGGUGGCGCCUGUGGCUCAAGGAGUAGGGUGCUGGUCCCAUAUGCCGGAGGUGGCGGGUUCAAACCCAGCCCUGGCCAAAAAAAAAAAAAGAAAUUGAUCAAAGGGGAAAGAAGAAUUCUGAUAAAUGCUUGAUAUGUUAUGUAGAAAAAGCCCAUUUUAAAAAGUGGUCCUCAGCCCUGACCGCAGGUAAGAAUCAACUUGGGAAGCUUCUGAUGCCCAACGCCUUCCUCUUACUCAGGUGAGAACUGGUAGUUUCUUUUCGAAGCCUUCCUGUUGAUGCUAAUCUGUAGCCUGGCUUGAAAUCCAUUGCUUUAAAUCACCAGAACAUCUAGCUGGAUCCAAUGUUACAUUUUUAUAUCAUUGCCUAGCGUUCAGUUGUUCUCCAUGUUAUCAUUCAUUAUAAAAUAUAGAAUUUGGGGCUCCACUCUUUUUCAAUAAGUCAAAGGUAGUAGGACUUUAAAGUCUAUAGUUAGAAAAAUACCACAGGUGAUUCUAAUGUAAGCAAUUGAAGAGUUACACUUUUGAAAAAUGGUUCCAUAGCCGGGCGUUGUGGCGGGCACCUGUAGUCCCAGCUACUUGGGAGGCUGAGACAAAAGAAUCGCUUAAGCCCAGGAGUUGGAGGUUGCUGUGAGCUGUGUGAGGCCACGGCACUCUACCGAGGGCCAUAAAGUGAGACUCUGUCUCUACAAAAAAAAAAAAAAAAAUCGUUCCAGAGUCU